GUUCUUUAUACAUACUCUACCCUCUGUCCGAAACACUCUUCUUUCCCCCUUUGCCUAGUCAGCUACUAGUCAGCUGGUGUCACAUUCUCAAGGAAGCCUCCUCGGACUCCCAAGUUCAGACCAUAAGCUCCUGUAACUUCUCUGAAAAACCUUGUUCCUCUCUGAAGAGCACAUAUCUGUUUGUAUUUGAACACAUGUGUAAUUGUUUAAUUGUUUGAUGAUGGGUGCUCUCACUCUGCCCUUUCUUAACAUAGUUUUUAGUUCAGGAGUUCCUCGUUGCGUCCCCAGUGCCUGGCAUAGUGUCUGGCACACAGCAGGUGCUCACAAUUUGUUGGACGAAAAAUAAAUAGACGAAUUCUGCUUCCCUGCAUUGGGCCAUCCAUCUGUGAUAACUGUGAGUGCCUCCAUCCCCAGACUGGGGUGUGUCCCUCCGGGGUCGGACUUUAGCACCACAUCCAGGGUGGCAGGAGGCUGUGCUCUUUGGUUUGCCUAUCUCGGGCUUCCCGCUCAGCGGCGCAGACACGGAACCCACAGCUGGGGCGUGUCGCGCAGUUACGCGGAACCUCCCUGCCUCCGCCCGUCAGUUAUGUACUCUACCCCGGCAGGAAUCGAGCUAAGACCGAGAAGUCUCCUGGCACUUCCGGACGUGGGAAUUACAGGCUUGGACAUCAAACCCACGCGGGUGUCCUCAUGACUUCCCCUGCAGACCAUGUCUAUGAUCCUUUUUGCCUGUGUGGUGAGGGUGAGGGAUGGACUGCCCCUCUCGGCCUCCACUGACUUCUACCACACCCAGGAUUUUCUGGAAUGCCGGAGACGGCUCAAGACUUUAGCCUUGCAACUGGCCCAGUACCCAGGUCGAGGUUCUGCCGAAGGACGUGACUUCAAUAUACAUUUUUCUUCUUUGCGGGAUGUGGCUUGCAUGGCUAUCUGCUCCCGCCAGUGUCCAGUGGCCAUGGCCUUCAGCUUCCUGGAGACCCUGUGGUGGGAAUUCACAGCUUCCUACGACACCACCUGUAUUGGCCUAGCCUCCAGGCCAUACGCCUUUCUCGAGUUUGACAGUAUCAUUCAGAACGUGAAGUGGCAUUUUAACCAUGUAAGUUCCAUUCAGAUGGAGAGCAGCUUGGAAAAAAUUCAGGAGGAGCUGGAGUUCCAGCCUCCAGUGGUUCUCACUCUGGAGGACACGGAUGUGGCAAAUGGGCUAAUGAACGGUCACACACAGAUACACUUGGAGCCUGCUCCUAAUUUCCGAAUGGAACCAGUGACAGCCCUGGGUGUCCUCUCACUUAUUCUCAACAUCAUGUGUGCUGCUCUGAAUCUCAUCCGUGGGAUUCACCUCGCAGAACAUUCUUUACAGGUUGUCCAUGAGGAAAUUGGAAAUAUUCUGGCUUUUCUUAUUCCUUUUGUAGCCUGUAUUUUCCAGUGUUAUUUGUACCUGUUCUACAGUCCAGCCAGGACUAUGAAGGUGGUGUUCCUGCUGCUCUUUAUCUGCCUGGGCAACAUGUACCUGCACGGGCUGCGGAACGUCUGGCAAAUCCUCUUCCACAUAGCGGUGGCUUUUCUGUCCUCGUAUCAGAUCCUGACCAGGCAGCUUCAGGAGAAGCAGUCUGACUGCGGAGUUUGAAGGCGACACUGUAUGACGAACGGAUCCUUUGGCUUUCUCAGGAGGGUCAUCUCUGUUUCCCUUCUGGCUUCUCGACUUCACCUCAAGUUUCCACCCUUGAAGUUCCCUUCGACCAAACCAGGCCGAGCCCGAGAAAGUGGGGGAUUUUUAACAGGUGCAGUGGAAGGCAGGAGGUGGCUUGAGACCCAGGCCCGGUUUUGUGCUGAGCGUUACAGCCAAAUCUCCAGGUCUGCACCUCUCCUUAGGUGAGGAUCUGGGGGCUCACUCCCAGGGAGCAUUAUUGGAAGAUCAGAACGGAAUUGUUUUGGUCUUUAAAUUGAAUGAUGCAAUAAACCACGAGAUUCAAUAACACUAGUUUUAGUAGCUGGCAGUUGUCUCUGAGGAACCUUACUUUAAAACCCGUAUCAGCUUUUCAGUCUAAAUGUGACUUGGUUAGUUUUUUGUAGAGGGUCAAUACAGGGUGAAUUAAAGAUUUUAAAAUAUGGCUCAGAAAUAUAAGCUAGAUAAAUUUUGUUUACAUUUUUUGAUAACUUAGGUCCAAUAUGAUACCUUUAGAAUAUUUAAAUGUAUUUUGGAUAUAAAUUGUGAACUUAUCUUCAUUAAGGGAAAGGACAAACUUAAGCUGAGAAAAUGGUUAAGAAAUCUGAAUUUAUUUAAUUUAUAUAUAACGUUUUAUGGUGGUGGGGCUGCGUGGGUACAGAAAUGUUUUGUAUUUAUUUGCAGGGUAUAUCUGAGUAUUUUAAAAAUUUGAGUGACCAGUGCUACUGGAUCCUAGCUUAUGAGCAUGAGCAUGAGCUUAUAAACCUGAGAAUUUCAGGAUUCUUUGCAGUGGGCCACAGACCGGAGUAGGUGAAUCACAUAGUGGCACUUUACAGAUGCAGGUGGUAUUGAAAAAAAAAAAAACUAUUGUCAUCAGCCAUGUACAUGGCAGCCGAGUGCCUGUCAUUUUAAUGAUGAUCAAUGCCUGACCCUGUGUGCCUGUUCCCAGAAGCACUCCCAAAUUAAUUACUCCUUGACACCUUUCCCAGUCAUCAUAAUUAGAUUGAGGGCCUCAUUUUUUUUUUUUUUGAAGGCCUCAUUCUUUAUGAACAGGAGUUAAGUAGGUAUUAACUUUUUUAAAGCUUCAUAAAGAUAUAAUUAACCCUGUGCUCUGCAAAGUUACUUUUCUUGUCUCAUUGUCAAAAUAGUUGAUUGGUCACAGCUUUCCGAAAUGGGGCUCUAAAUAAGAUCGCUUAGAUCUCCAGAAAUUUCAGCCUGGGUUGUCCAGUACCACUCAGGAGGCCAUUUUGGGAGCUUGCCCUUUGGAUUCUUCUUGGUAGAAGUCUGGAAUCUGAAUAGCCCAACUGCAAUUGCAUGGGAUUUGGGGUUGAAUUAUGUGGUCUUGAUAAAUGAAAAAAUCCCACUUUGAUAGUUUUUAAAAGUUGAAAACCAUUGCAAGAGUUAUUAAGUAUGUGGGGAAAGCAAGAACAUUAUUUUAGGGAAUUCCGUUGUACUUGGUUGUGUACUGUUAGUGCAUUGCUAUUGAGCUACCUUGAUGUCACUUUAAGAAAAUCAAGUUCAUGUGACUGACAACUGUUGGGAAAAUGUUGCUGCAGUCAUUUUAUUUUCUUAUAAUAUAGUUUUCUAUUUUUAAUCAAACAAUAUCUGGUUGUGAAAGGUAUAUUGGCACCAUCCUCAGAUAUCAAGUUCACAGUUGUCUCUCCUUGGAUUCUGUAUCUUCAUAGUCUUCUGCGUACCCAGCAGGUGAAUCUAAAGGCUUUCUGGGACAUAAUUUUGAAGAGAUGAUAAAAUAGAAUGGGAAGCCAAGGAGGGGAGACAAAUCCUUGUACAUUAGAAGCACCAAAAAAAAAAAAAAAAUGCUUUAAAAGUUGAUAAGAACAGCUUACAAGUGAAUUGUGGGGUUUUUUUCCUUUUUCUUUUUUCAAGCCCUUGUGUUAUUGGUGUUGCCACGUAGCCCUGUACCCCAGAUGCUCUUGCUCUUGGGGUCUGAGCCUGUGAUCCACAUCCAGCAGACCCUGAAGAGGAGUCCCUCCUGGUGAAUGCUUCCUACACCAGCAGGGAGGUUAUCUACACUUGGUUGAAUGUGGUUGUCAUCAGUUAGCAUCUACAUGGGGUUUGAGGUUGAUUUUUGCAAACAAAAGGGAAAAGAUGCACAAACAGUACAAAACAAUGACCACAUAAACAUUGUUUAACUAGAAUCCAGCUGAAAGAAGCCUCAGCUCACUGGAGGAAGAGACAAGCAAGAGGAAAGAAGUUCUGGGAAUAUUGUCCAAUGGAAAUCCCAGGCUGAGGGUUGACCUGGUUCAGGCUGGAAUUUUGUGCCCUCCCCACCCCUCACCCCCCGCCGUGUCAUCCUUGAUGCCAGAAAGCUGGCCCCCCAUCGCAGGAGUUAUCCUCACUACCCCACAGACUCAUUGCUGUUCUAGCACUUUGUUUUCCCAGGGGUUAAAUGCUACCUGCCCAACUGACCUCGCAGGGCUAGAUCUGGGAAUAGAUGAAAUCAUAUUGGAAACAAACCUUCAAAGUGCCUUCUGGGAUCAGAUGCUGCAAGAUCUUAAUAUCAGAGUAUGUUAUUCCCAUCUACUGUUUCGGGCUGGGAAUGUGGCUCAGGGCUUUUCACCAGGGUUUCCCAACCAAGGGGCCAAGGCCCAAAGGGUUUUCCCUUCCCCAAGUAUGCUGGUCAAAGAAAUGCGCAGACUCUGGUUUUCAUUUCCCUAGGCUAGCCUUACCACGAUGAGGAUCGUUCCUGAGUUUCUUUUUCCUGGGUGGAGACAAUCGGGGGCAUAUCUGGGGUGGCACUUCCUCUCAGUAUGGGAGGCCCCACCACCGGCAGCAGAAGGAAUGUGACCAGAGGCAUCUGGUUUUGCUUCUCAGGCUUGCACUCUUACUACCUGUGAACUCUGUUGCAGGCAUCGUGAGGCAAGGCCCACCAUUUUAAAGUUCCUUAAGGGGUGGGCCAAAGGGUGUCAAGAAGAGUGCUGAAAUUCAGACAUUCCGUCUCAUUUCCAUCACCUCACCUGGAGCGCCCUGUUCCUUUUCUAGGUGCCCCCAUUCUCCAGGACUUCUCUGCCUCUUUCCAUGUCUGUCCCACGCAUUCCAGCCCUGGACACAGGCUGGACCUGGAAUCUCUUGGAGGGAUGAGAAAGCCAUCUUUGAUUGUAGUUGCUGGGGUGGGUACAGGAGCUUCAGAGUGGGGGCAGACUGCAGUGAGGCCCAGCUCUCUUCCUCUUUGCUCCUGGGAGCUUCAGCACACACUUAGGAGUCCACCCUCAGAGGGGAGUAGCACUUCGGUGCUCAGAGUCAAAGGUGACACCCAGCGGGGCCAGCUGUUGGGGACGUGGAAAGCAGGAGACAGAUGGGGAGCAGAGCCGGGGGCACAUUGGGGCCGCAUGCGGCACCAUCCAGGGCUGCUAUUUGCUGUUCCUUGAAGGAGUCAGCCACUCAUUGUAACACGCGGGAUGGGUGGCCUUAGGAGUCUGCUGCCGUGCGUGCCCAGAGCAGCACAGGUGAGGACCAGUAGGCAUGGGAGUGUUUGUGGGGACAGAUGUGCGCCCCUGCUCUGGUGUGGCUCGCAUUCCAGAUGUUCCUGCACAGAAUCCUGCCCAGGUACGGGGAAGCUCCACUGUGCACUGUGUUAAUAAUGGUGGAGGAAGAGAGAGGAGAUGUGCCCGUGAGAGACGGGGGAGGCCUGGGGAUCAGCUUGACUCUUCCACUCAGCCCUGCACCACCGGGGGCAAGUCAUGCCCACGGGCCUCAGUGUCCUUAACUGGGCAGUUCCCCUGGCGUGCUCUCAUGAGGCUAAAAGCCUAGUGGAGGAAAGUACUGGGUGAAUCCCUUGGUCGCCAGCAGGAGGAGAAAGACUUUCACCCGAUACAAGGAGGUCCAUGCUUCAGGCAGCACGGUGUGGCUGUGUCUUCCAGGUUUUACAAAACCGGCAUUUUAUCAAGACUGCAAUGUAAACGGACUCAUUCUUUCACUCUAGAAAGGAAGUGGCCUCUCUUUCUCCUCCUUGAACCUGCCUCCUGCCCUCUACUCCCAGAGCUCUUGGUACCAUUGGCAUUGGGCCCUCCAGGGUCCAGGGAGGCCGGUUCUGCGGGUUGAAGCAAACCUCAGGGUCCGUCCCCGACCCAAAUGAGGAGAGCUCUGAUUCUCCCAUCUGGGAGCAGUGACGUCAGACUUCUGUUUCUGGGGAAACGUCUUGGCAGGGAACCUGUGGAAAAGGGCUUGUCGGUGAGAUCUGGGAAUGGCCGGAUAUGGAAACAUCUGCCCAUGUGUACUGAUGGCAGAGCCACCGCCCACAAGCGCCUUUUAUUUAGGGUAAAAUGAUCAAAUCCAUCGUUCUAACCUGUGCUUCUUUAGCCCUCAUGUGAUCCCAGGGUUACUUCAGAAGUAUUAUUUCACGAAUUAUUCAUAUGACUUGACCCCCCCAGAAUUCUGUUUUAUUUAAUAGACUUUUCUACUAAGAGCAUAAAAGGUUGCAGCUGAUUGAGCCAGGGCAAAACGAUUGACUUCACAUAUUUGUUUUGAAUGCUUGCUGUCCAUGUCGUACAAGCUUCUUACUGUUUUCAUGUAAAAACAAAGAUCUAUUUUGAAUAAAUGAUGGGUAUGUUUUAACAGACUCUCACACAGUAGUAAAGCCUAAACUCGUGUUAACGUAUGUAAAGAAUAUUGUAUAGCCAUUUAUAUACCAUGUAUAUAUAAAUCAAAUAAGGUUGCUUCAGAAGUGAGAGGAGAAUAAAUCUAAGGUGCUUAUUAA
This is a messenger RNA of Callorhinus ursinus (northern fur seal), 6377 nucleotides long. RefSeq names its product SEC22 homolog C, vesicle trafficking protein (gene SEC22C). Gene Ontology annotation, biological process: endoplasmic reticulum to Golgi vesicle-mediated transport. Lineage: Eukaryota; Metazoa; Chordata; Mammalia; Carnivora; Otariidae. The record is from RefSeq and is a predicted model, not a curated record.